Messenger RNA from Leptosia nina, 1500 nucleotides. Lineage: Eukaryota; Metazoa; Arthropoda; Insecta; Lepidoptera; Pieridae. The record is from the annotation of a GenBank genome assembly.
AUGAGUUUUAUGAAAAUCGAUUGCUAUCUUUCGAAAAAGAGCACGUUGCCGAAAUACGACCCGCCCUACGUCAAGAAACCCAUCGCCAAGAGCUUCGCCGGCGGAUCCACCACCUCCAACAACUCGCAAGAAGACAUCUCCCUCGAGACCGGAAAAAUACACUCCUUCAAUAACACAUUCAGAGAUCACAAACAGAUGAAGCGAGUGCAUUCAGGUAGUGAAGAUGAACCGACUCACUCUGGUGAAGAAGAUAUAGCGUUCAUUGAUGUUACCCCAGGUAAUAUGUCGAAGCUGCCAGAAAAGGGUAUUUUGAAGAAACAUGGCUAUGGUGCUAUAGAUGGAAAAGACAAAUGGGGUGAUGACUCACAAUCUGAGCAUUUGGAAGCUGGAUCUCAGUCUGAUGGACAAGAACCUUCAGGGGCCGUUGCUGAUAUGGAAUACAAAUUUAAGGAUCUGAAUGGUUAUCAUGAAAACAUUAUUGAAGCUUUAAAAACGGCUGCGGCUCAGCGAGCAAGUUCUGGCGUGGCCGGUGGUUCCGGAGACUUGCGUGCUUUACAGGAAUACGAGUACAAACGGGAGAGGGCUCCCAGUGCGGAGAAAAUACACGAAGCGGAAUUGAGAAGACAGAGAGGAGAAGAAGAAGAGGAUGAUCAGCGACCCUGUGGACCAUAUCGUAUUAGAAACCUCGAGGAUCUCAUUCGGCAACUGGAGCAUCAUUCCAGUCGGCACAUGAGUCCAUCUGGUUCCGAAGACAUUAGAAUGGCAGAAACCGAUCCCGAUAGACAUUAUAGAAUUGAAGAUGUGCCACCGCGAUCGGCUGACAGCCGGUGUCGCGGCCGUCUUCCUCCGGGCGAGGAGGAAUCGCGGUUCGGGUACCGCGGCUUCCGGGGGAGCGGGCGGCACCACGGGAGCAUGUUCGCACCCGCACCUGCACCGGGCUUACUCGCGCACGCUCACGCUCCGCACGCCCCGCACGCUCCGCACGCACACGCUCCGCACCGCGUCCCCCCCGACGACGACGCGCUCUACGAGACGGCAGACACCGAACGACUCAGAGACGCGCCCGAUAGUGAAAGCGACCGAGCGGUAGAGAAAUACGCGUCAUCUCGAUUCGGCUGGAAUAGACUUCGGAGCCCGUUCGGCGCCGCAGAGCGCGCUCUCCGUUCCUCUUCUCUAUCAUUUUCUAGUGAUGAAUUUAUUCAAGCUCAACAACAGUUAGCCCGGUGGGCGAGUGAAGAGACGGUGCCGGUCCGGGAGUACUACCCCUCGCCGGCCGGCAGCUCCGCCAGUGACCGCCCCGGCGCCUUCCCGGACCAAGCUUUAACGGUCGAGAGCGAGCUCGACGAGCCGCGACGCGUCGCCGAGAAGGCGGGCACCCGUCCCCGGAGAGUCGUUCGACCCGCGAUCGUUCCGAAUCACCUCUCCGACAAACAGCCCGACUUCGCUGACCCUGGACGCCCGUUCGGUUUCGAAUCGUCGGAGGCGCCGACGUCACUCUAG